Molecule: messenger RNA, 2951 nt
Organism: Hymenoscyphus albidus
Lineage: Eukaryota; Fungi; Ascomycota; Leotiomycetes; Helotiales; Helotiaceae
Source: the annotation of a GenBank genome assembly
AUGACGCCUUCUCCACCAAAAGCACGUCGAGCAAGUCAAGGGCGUCGCUUAAGUAUCAGUCCGGAACUGUCCCCAAGGACCAAACCAGGAAGUGAGACUGAGUUCGACCUCGAUCCACUAUCUUUUGAGGCCGAUUCUCCUGAAGGGGAUAUUAAUCGCACUUAUGCCGAUAUGAACUUGUUGGUAGAAACGAUCGAGGACCACAUUGCAGUCCUUCAUUCGGAAAUGGGACAUCGUGCUAGGGAUAAUGAAAGUCCAGAGAACAGACGAAUCGAAGCACAUCUUGAGUCGCAAAAAUAUCCUACGCCGAAGGGUUCCAUCAGUUCAAAAAGUAGUGGCAGUAGUGGUGCUUCCAGAAGGCGUUCCGCUACGAGUUUAAAUACUAAACGCACUCAUCUUUGGGCAGCUCAAGUCUGAAAUACUGAUUUUGCGGAGCUCAUGAAGAAAGACCAGCAUUUCCAUGAGUUGAUGGAUGAUAUGAAUGGUAUCUCGGAGUGGUGGGGAAAUAAUAGGAUAGAAUGGCUUGGGAGAAAGACGGAGACUGUCUCGCUCGAAAGGGCCUUGGAUGUUCUGGCUGUGCAGAUCAAGACUCUGAAAUCAGAACUCAGCAAACAAAGGCUCACUGAAUCCAAAAGGCGGGCGAAGAUCGGAGAGGAGAGCAGACUCAAUAAGCAAUAUAAUUAUCAAAGACAGCAACUAGCUAAUCAAAUUGAGUGGUUCGCUAAGCAAAGCAAGCUCAUGAAAGCGGUCAAGGCGAGGUUUCGAGUAUUGGAGCUGGACGCUCUCCCAUCUCAAUUGAGGUAAGCAUUUGUACAAUUUAGGAAGAACCCGCCGAUGUGGAACUAAAUUUUCCCUAAGUUCCAGAAGACAAUCAAGUAAUCCCUUUCCAACCCCAUUCAGCUAUACAUGGGAACAACUUCGAGACGACAACCUGUACUCAGGAAAUUACAUCCCAUCAUGGUGGAGGGAAGGUGGACCGGACUGGUGGCUCACAAACGCAAUUCAGGACCUCGAGAUCCGCCAAACAGAGAUUGAAAAUAAGAUUGAGGGGUAUAAUCAACAGUUUAAGGACUGUAGCAACUUGGUUGCAACCAAGAUUGCCAAUAUCAGUCGAAUUGAAGAGGAGGCAGAACAGUGGGAAAGACCAGUGACUAAGCGACUGGCGGAGAUUUUCGGAAUUGGGCAUAGAGCCAACGCAGCCGAGAAGAGGGAGCGAGAGGAUUUGACUAGACAACAGGUCGAGCACAAUAAAAAGGUCAAGGAAAGUCUGCAGAACGAGAAUGAUAUAUUGCAUGCUCUCUAUGAGAAGAAAAGAUGUAUCAAGGACAGCGUAGCUGAUUUGCAGCGGCAAUUGGAAAGAUACCGGGCUAUUUGGCAACUCACAAAUGAUGAAGCUAAGCAUUCAUCGAGUUUCUUGAAGCGCAGGAGCAAGGAUGGGAGGCGUCUGAGUGCUCAGUUCCUGAUUGAUUCGCAGUAUGUGCAUGAUAUCUGUGUAGGUUCCCAUUCUGUCCUCUUUAAGAGCACUGAAACUAAUGCUACAAAGUGCGUUCAACAUUUUCGCCACGAGUUGAUCAGUCGCAUUGAAGAAGUAAUUCACCAUGAAGAUUUUCCCUACAAAAAGAAGCUAGAAACCAUAGACCAAAUAUCACAACACCAUAAAUACUACUACCACUACCACCAAGACCUCCUCAACCUCGUAGCCUCUGACUUCGACUCACCCGCUGCGCGCAGUCACGAGCUUGAGAUUUCAUUAUCCUCUCUGAUCAACGAAUGGAAUGGAUUGGAGGAUAUCUUCAAGAAGGCAGAAAAAGUCUUAUCCAAAGCAAGAAAGCCUUCUAGCUUUCCUACCGCAAACUUUUGGCCGCCUCAAUAUGAGAGUCAAGAGUCAGGAAUAAUGCUGUACGAAGGUUUGGACAUUUCUGGUGCCUUGGGUCUUCUCGAUCAACCUGAUAGUCGUGGAUUGGUGCCUCAAAGGUCGUUGCUAAAUACCAUCCAUGAUUUCUUCGUAUCUCCAGAUAUUGCACCAAAGUUUAUCAACAUCUCAAAGAUUUCAUUCUCAAAGAUCUGCGACUUUGUGGGAAACUUGACUGAGGAUGACUUCCAGUUUCAACCAUUGGAGCUGCAGUCAUUUCUUCUAUUCUGCAAUGAAUGUGGGGAGCUUUUUACCCUCAAGGGUGAUAUUAUUAGUGCCAUAGAGCCGGGUUGGGAGUCACUAGAUGAAACCCUAAUCUCUGCUCUGCCGAGAAAGAAGACUUUCGUUGCACCACGAGGAAACGAUGAAUUUGAAAGCUUCUUGUUGAGAAAUGAGGACAGGAUCUUUCCAAAGAAGGAGUUCGAGAACUUGGAUACUCCACGAGAUAUCGACGAAGAUAAAUUAGUUCGCAGGAUAUUGAGAUAUUGUCCUUUUCCUGUGGGUACUGAAGAUGUUCAGAACUUCUUGGCGUAUUACAGUCACACAGGAAAAUAUUUCCGAUAGUAAGUCUUGAAUGUAGCUCAAACUCCUAAACCAAAGUAAUAUCAGUAAUAGUCUCAACAACGAAGUAGCGAGCAACUCCUCUCCUAUCCUGCAUAAAAUUGACUCGGGUUGGGAUGACUCUUUGGAUCAAUCCCAACUCGAAUACCGGCAAUUAUGGAAUGAUUGGACAGCUCUUCCUCAAUUCGUAGACGACAUCUACAAGAUCAUAACCUCCUCAAAAGUCUCCGGAUAUCCAAGAGGUGCUCAGAAUCAAGGCUACGAAUUGAGUACCGAGGAAGAACUUUACGAGUUUGUGGAGGAGGAUUUGCACAUACAGUCAGGAGGUGGGUGGUUUGGGUUCAACAAGAAGAAUAAGGUGUCAAAAUAUCGGUUUUUUCAUCUUUUCUUGAGAUGGUGCCAUGAUUAUGAGCAGUUAUUCCAGCUGGAGAGACCUGGCAAGGUGAAGACAAUAAAGAAUGGGUGGAGGUUGGCCUAG